GAGCGCGGGAGACAGCGUGUAUGAGACACAGUUCUUCCUGAGGACCAGCGCGUCAGACAGGACGUUGUGAUCGGACCGUCGGCGAGACCGGAGAUCAGGUUCUUUUGAGAAGCUCACUCCAAGCCAGAAUCUAAAUAUCCCAUGAGGAGACGAUGUGGCUGCCUAAUGAGAGUCAGUACUGCAAACCUCCUGCAAAUCAGAUCAUAUGGCAGAUGUGUUAAUGCCCAUGGCAUGCCCACGGCAGUGACUGUACAGAACCAGUGCCUACUUCUUCCUGCCUGCUUUAAGGACUAGUGACUAUCUACUUCGUUUUUCCACUAUUACUCCUCGUCAUGACGACCACGUCAUAUUCUCCCAACAUUGCACGCCUGCUCUUUUCUUCCCUCCUUCUACUGUUCUCAGCACCAGACCUUGUCCGUGGUGACUGCUGGCUCAUCGAGGGCGAUAAGGGCUAUGUAUGGCUGGCCAUCUGCAGUCAGAACCAGCCGCCGUAUGAGACUAUCCCGCAGCACAUCAACAACACCGUGCAUGAUCUCCGGCUCAAUGAGAACAAGCUCAAGGCGGUAUUCUUCUCCUCACUGAGUCGCUUUACAAAUCUGACAGACCUCAACCUGACCAAGAACGAGAUCUCCUACAUUGAAGACGGGGCCUUCGCUGGCCAGGCUAACCUCCAGGUGCUGCAGCUGGGCUACAACAAACUGACCAACCUGACGGAGGGCAUGCUGCGAGGCCUGGGACGCAUCCAGUGCCUCUUCCUGCAGCACAAUCUCAUUGAGGUCAUUGCCACGAAUGCAUUCUGGGAAUGCCCAAGCCUCAGCAGUCUGGACCUGUCCUCUAACAAGCUGGCUCGAUUAGACUCAUCCACAUUCAGAGUGCUGGGAAGGCUGAUGGUGUGUGAACUGGCAGGGAACCCUUUUCACUGUGGCUGUGAUCUCUACAGCUUCCUUGUUUGGUUGGAGGCUUUUAACAAUGUCACACACACCUAUGAUCGACUCCAGUGCGAGACCCCACGGGAGCUUUUUGGCUACCCAUUGCUAAGUCCCGUCGGAGGCCCUAGCCGAAGCGCUCUCAACAUCCUCGCCUCCAUGUGCAGAGACGGAGUGUUCAUUCCAGGGAUGACUUCAUUGCCACCAGAUUUGGAUUCCUCAGGCUUGGGGCCUGAUAUGUUCGAUCGUAUAGGACCGUACCAUCAGCCGACAACCUCAUCCAACUCUGAGAACACAUUUAGCCCCAGCAUCACGCUUCAGCAUGUGUCUCUUUCUUCAGCGUCCUUGCUCGUGCAGAUACCACGGCCGUACAGCAAGAUGUAUAUCUUGGUACAGUACAAUCAGAGCUUUGUUUCUGAUGUGAUGAAUCUGAAAAACAAAAAGGAGUUGAUAACGCUAAACAAGCUCAUACCAAACACCAACUACACUUUUUGUGUUGCCUCCAUACGCAACUCACAGCGUUUUAACCACACAUGUCUUCACUUUUCUACUCGGACUUCCACCACAAAUAAUUUGCUGCCCACUCCAUCCACUACCACACAUUACAUUAUGACAAUUGUGGGCUGCUUGUUUGGGAUGUUGAUUGUUCUUGGCCUGGUGUAUUACUGUUUAAGGAGGCGUCGAAGGCAGGAAGAGAAAGAGAAAUCAAUUUGUGUAAAAAAGACCAUCCUAGAGAUGCGGUAUGGACCUGAGGUUGCAGCUGCAGCUGCCAAUGAUCCAACAGCAGUGCAGAAACUCCAUGAGCAGGCCCACCACCAGCAUCACCAUGGGAAGCUUCCCAUGUCCUCCUCCAGCUCAGGCAUGCUGGGCCAUGGCCCAGGUAAUACCAGUUCCUCACGUCUCUCCACCAUUCCUCAAGUAGAGAAGCUGGCCACAGCCUUCUCUGAAGCAAUGGCAACCAAGGGCAACUACAUGGACAUUAGGACAUCGGGAGUAGGAGAUGAGAGAGGGAGAGAUGGAAUAAGGCAGACUAUUAGACCAGAAGAUCUAAUGGAGGAAGAUGGAAGUGACCUGGGAGAUGACUCAGACGAAGAUGAUGGUCGAGGGUCAGCAUCAGAGAUCUCUACUAUCGCAAUGGAAGUUGACAAGGUUAACCAGAUCAUUAAUAACUGCAUUGAUGCACUUAAACUCGACUCUGUAGCAGCUGCAGUGUCAACUGCAGCCACAUCAAGCGGAAAUCCCACCUCACCACCCCCUAGUAGCACCUCCUCCAUGUCCAGGGGGCUAAUCCCACUCUCUCCUGGUAUCAGUGAGGCCUGUAAGGUCAAGCCCUCCCCAAAUAUCCCUCCCCCACCACCUCUUCCUCUAACAGCAUCCCUUUCGGAGAGGCCAGGGAUUACAGGAGGAGGUUUCAUAUCACCUCCGUAUCGCCCUCCUCCACCAGCCACAGCAGUGAGACCUAUUCAACGACAGAUGAGUGCUGAUGCAGCUGUCAUCGUCAGCUCUUCUAAAAAGCAUUGUAGCUCUGGGGGAAAAGCUCGAGUGUACAGCCUGGAUGUGCCAGAACCACGGAGUCCUGAUCCCUGCCAGUAUUCUGAGAAGGGUAGCCCAGUCAGGUGCGGAGAACCUUUAGAUAGGCUACCCUUAGUUGGUGGUGGUGUAGGAUGUAACAUGGAUGGAGUCACUGUGGAUGGCGUGAGCCUUCAGCAGCACCUGGAGGUACAUCCAGAUUUCCACUGUGCAGAACAUCGUCACUCGGUCCCUGCUCUUUACUAUGAGGGCACCCAUGACUCCCCUGCACAAAGAGCCUCUUUCCUCAAACCCUUAUCACGUGCCAAGAGAGACGCUGCUUCUUAUUCUCAGCUCUCGCCUCACCAACACAACUACUCUGGGUACUCUUCCAGUCCUGAGUACUCCUCUGAAAGCACGCUGAGAAUCUGGGAGCGCUUCCGUCCGUAUAGAAAGGGUCCACGCGAGGAGUCUUGUUACAUUACAGCUGGAAAUGCACUGCGCAAAAAGGUCCAGUUUGCCAAGGGGGAGGACCUACAUGACAUCCUGGACUACUGGAAGGGUGUGUCUGCGCAGCAAAAGCUGUGAGCUGUGAAGCAGUGUGGAUCAAACGCACCAGGCCUUCUACAGUGCCUGAAUCAUUUCAAGAUCCUCUGUGGAGAUGUAGCCAGAAGGUUGGCUAGUGUGUACAAAGCAAGGUUCAGUUUAUCAAGGGUCUGAGGACAAGUUGUACAGGAUGAGUCAUCUGAGAGUCAGAGGGAGGGAGAGAGUGAGAAUCACAAUACAGCCCACGUCUGUGGUAGCGUUCGUUUAAACCUAAUUUUAGACUCAUAAGGCCAACUUGUAUUUGAUGAAGUUGUUCCAUAGGCCAAUUCAUUUGUAAUAAAAUAAAUGUUGUUGCAUUCAUCUAUGAAUCCAUCGUUUAUACCGAAAGCCUCUGAAUUCUGAGUUCUCAUUCAGCUUCAGAAAGCCUAUGCAUGUGUUCAGUCUCCCACAUUCACCAGCACUACAUUCGUUUCUGAAUUUGUGUGUGUGUGUGUGAGUUCAGAGGCUGUGCUGAUUUUCUAUAAAGCUGCCAAAACCAGACUUUUCAUCUCUUUUCCAGAGCUACCAGAUUUCCAUUUCAAUAGGAUCUCAGUUUAAAAAAAGGGAAAGAUAAAAAAUUAGUACAAAACAUGAAAAAUAAACCAGUAGGAACACCCGAGAGAUCUUCAGCAGUGUCAGGAUCUCUUGCCAGCCACAUUAACAGGAUGAUAUUUAAAUAAAAGAAAUGUAAGUCACAUUCAAGCCAUGAGUGCUGCAAUACCUCCACAGGUGAGGUGGGCCAGCUGGCACAGAAAAACAAUCCAAAGUCUUAUUAAGUAUACAAAAAAAAAAAAUAUUUGUUCUGUUAUUAUAAAUGACAGCCUAAGUUCCCUAACUCCACCUCCAGCCCCUUCAUUUUUGUCCCUUAUUUAAUUAAUGUCCAGUUUAAAAAGGUUAAUUAAUUAGCAAUUAACUAAAUCUGUUUGUGUAGCGUGUGGAAGUGAACAAUCAGGACAUUUAAUUUGAUUAAAAAGGAUCGCUCUGUCCUCUCCAUUCUCGCACCUUGUUUAACCUCCAACCUCGUGCUUCAGUAAGCCAAAAAAUUAGAUUAGUGACACAGAAGGAUUAAUGUAGUCUACUGUAUGUGUAUCACCAGCACUACAGGCGUCAACCAGAAGCAUUUAAUCCACUCAAGUGCUUCAUCCUGAGACAGGAGCUUUAGGGUGUUUUCACAUCAGGGCCCCGGGAUCGUUGCUGAGGACACUCGUCCCCACAGUUCAGCGUAUUCACGGACGGAUAUAAUCAGGUACUGAAGCCAAACGUACCUGAGCAUGAACGGAGAGUAAUAAUUAUAAUGUGAACGCUGGCCAUCGGGGGAGUGGGGAGGGACGAGCAAUCGCUCCUGGGCGAGGUACUAAUCAAUCGUGUCUAAUGUCAAAUUGUCCUUAAAGGUUUAUUAGAUAUCAUUGGUCCUCUAAGAUCCUGCAGAAUAGAUAUGAGACAUGAGCACAGUUUACUAAAUAAGUCAUGUAAGAGAUCAGUGUGAGUUUAUUUCCUCCAUCAUCAGUGACACGGUGUCUGAACUCACACACCUUCAUCACAUGGUCACUGUUCAUCUAACCAUCCAUUUAUGAACUGUGGUCUUUGUUCUGGUUAGGUGUUGCAUCGUGAGCGUGAGAUCUUACCCCUGAGAGUACAUCGGACCACAGGAGUGUCUUCAUUAAACCUCAGUUAAAUCAUGACAGGAGGAGUCAGUAGUAACCACGAGCAGGAUUACAGACGCUGUGUAAAACCUGGCCUUGUGUCUUACGCUGGAACAAAAAGGAAGCAUCGCAACGCCUCGGGUGUGAAUUUGCCUUUAGUGUAAAUACAGCACAUUCAUUUACAUCCAUUCACUCUCACCCAUUCUCUCUCUCUCUCUCUCUUUCACUCUUUCACCCUGGAGUUUAAUACCUGAUGGUUUGGGAUUUAAGAUCCAGUGCUGGAGGCAAGUUCACUCCCAAUGAAAGUUCACACACCUGAAGGACGAGCGAGCGUUGUGGAUAUGAACAGGACUGUAUCUGAGACCAACAAGAGAUUUACGCACACACACACACACGCACAUCAAUCAAAAUGGAGGGACAACCGAAAUAAACCCAUCCGUUGUCCAUCAGCCGUGUAAAGCCUGAGACGGAGCGAGUGGAGGAGGAACCGGACCGGAGGCUUACUGUGACAAACGUCCUGCUCGUCCUCGCUCCGCCUUUAGUUCUGUUUCCUCACUGAGAAACGAACUUCAGUCCGUCCACCUCACACAUGGACAGAUACCGUUCUUUUUUCUGCCUCAUCUCACGAGUCUCUCCUGUACAAUUCUGUUCUCCGUCUCGGGUUUUAAUGCCAGUUUAAUUUCUGAAACGAUUAGUUUUAGGAGGUUUUAUUACAAUAGAGUUAUUAUUUAUAAAGAUCUAUACUAAUAGCUUGUUUUGGUUGUGAGAUGUUCGUCAGUGCU
Molecule: messenger RNA, 5445 nt
Organism: Clarias gariepinus (North African catfish)
Lineage: Eukaryota; Metazoa; Chordata; Actinopteri; Siluriformes; Clariidae
Product: protein phosphatase 1 regulatory subunit 29
Exons: 2
Coding region: 333-3023 (896 amino acids)
Cellular component (GO): plasma membrane
Molecular function (GO): protein binding
Source: RefSeq, a predicted model, not a curated record